Messenger RNA from Ceratotherium simum simum (southern white rhinoceros), 2227 nucleotides. The record is from RefSeq and is a predicted model, not a curated record. NCBI's taxonomy places the organism in Eukaryota, Metazoa, Chordata, Mammalia, Perissodactyla, Rhinocerotidae.
UGUAGGUGCCGGUAGCUGGCUUGGUGCUCCUCUCAGCUGCCCACCAUGGCCUGGGGGCUGCCCAGCACCGCCAGCCUGGUGCGCUUCUGCCAGAAGCUGAAGCAGCUGAAGACACUGGAGGAGUCCACCAGGGAGACGGCACUGCAGCGCCACCUGACCACAUGGGACCUGACCCUGCUGGGUGUGGGUGCCAUGAUGGGCUUCGGCCUCUAUGUGCUCACAGGCAUUGUGGCCAAGGAGAUGGCCGGCCCUGCAGUGGUUGUGUCCUUCAGCGUGGCUGCCGUGGCCUCCCUGCUGGCAGCCCUAUGCUAUGCGGAGUUCGGGGCACGUGUGCCCGGCAGGGGCUCUGCCUACCUGUUCACCUACGUCUCCAUGGGUGAGCUGUUGGCCUUCCUCGUUGGCUGGAUCAUGCUCCUCUGGUGCCUCAUUGGUGGCGCCGCCACGGCCCGUGCCUGCAGCAGCUACCUGGACUCCACUUUCAGCCACCGUAUCCGCAGCUUCACCGAGUCCCAUGUGGGCAUCUGGCAGGUGCCCUUCCUGGCCCAGUACCCAGACUUCUUGGCUGCUGGCAUCACACUUUUGGCCUCCGCAUUCAUCUCCUGUGGAGCCCGCGUCACUUCCUGGCUCAGCCACACCUUACCUGCCAUCAACCUGGUCGUCAUCCUCUUCAUCGUCAUCCUGGGGUGUGUCCUGGCCCGCCCGCACAACUGGAGCACUGAAGAGGGCGGCUUUGCACCCUUUGGCUUCUCUGGCAUCAUGGCUGGUGCCGCCACCUGCUUCAAUGCCUUCCUGGGCUUUGAUGUCAUUGCCACCUACAACGAGGAGGCCCAGAACCCAAAGCGAGCCGUGCCUAUGGCCAUCGCCAUCUCACUUGGCCUGGUGGCUGGCGCCUACAUCCUCAUCUCCACUGUGCUCACCCUCGUGGUGCCCUGGCACAGCUUGGAGCCUUUCUGGGCGCUUGCUGAUGCCUUCUACCAGCGGGGCUAUAGCUGGGCGGGCUUCAUCGUGAUGGCUGGCGCAAUCUGUGCCAUGACCACUGUCCUGCUCGGCUACCUCUUUGCCCUGCGAAUCAUGGCCUGUGCCAUGGCCACCGACGGGCUCUUCUUCCAAGUGUUUGCUGACAUGCACACCCAGAUGCAGGUGACCAUGGUGGGCAUCCUGGUGUUUGGGGUCAUCAUGGCUCUCCUGGCACUGCUGCUGGACUUUGAGGCACUGGUCCAGUUUGUGUCCAUCAGCGCGCUGCUGACCUACACCUUUGUGGCCACCAGCAUCAUUGUGCUACGCUUCCAAAAGCCCCCUCCAUCCAGCUCCAUGGGCCCAGUCAGCCCUGUGGGCACAGAGCAGGCCUCAGCCUCUGAGCCCGGGCAGCUGCGACCAGCCCUGAGGCCCUACCUCGGCUUCCUGGGUGGGUGCUGGCCUGGAGCCACUGUGGCUUGGGCACUCGGUGUCCUGGUGGCCUCAGCCAUCACUCUGGACUGCGUGCUGGUCUUCGGGGACUCGGCCCUGCACCUCCCGCUCUGGGGCUACACCCUGCUGCUCCUGCUCAGCUCCGUCAUGUUUCUGCUCAGUCUCCUCGUCCUGGGGGCCCACCAGCAACAGCGCCGGCAGGACACCUUCCAGGUUCCCCUGGUACCGCUGACUCCAGCCCUGAGCAUCCUCCUCAACAUCUUCCUCAUGCUGCAGCUGAGCUCCCUGACCUGGCUGCGCUUCUCCAUCUGGCUGCUGAUUGGCUUGUGCCACCCUUGCAGGACUCGCGGUGUAUUUUGGCUACGGCAUCCGGCACAGCAAGGAGAGCCAGCGGGAGCGGCCGGGGCUGACUGCCCCACGCGGCAGCCUGGAGGAGACGGUGCAGGCCCUGCAGCCCCUCAGCCAGACACCUGUCCAGAAGCCCGGACACGCAGAGCAGCCCACCAGUCCAUGAGGACACCUGGGAGCCUACCCUCCCUCCCCCACCACCUCAGGAGACUGGAGAGGCCAGCAGCCCCUGCUGUCUGGGGCAGCUCAGGUUUGCAGGCCUGCCCAUGCUGGGGGGUCCUCAGGACCACAAGACCUUAACCCAGAUGCUCAGCUUCGAGUCCUUGGGAGUGGGCCAUGGCCAGCACUGGUGUGGUGGACUCUUUGCCCAGUGCCUUCCAGUUUAUGACCAACUCCAGCUACCUGGGCAGGUGGAGUAGGGCCGGCAGGGAAGAGGCCCAGAGCCCCAGGGAUUCACAAUAAUAACUGCUGG